Molecule: messenger RNA, 2768 nt
Organism: Cydia amplana
Lineage: Eukaryota; Metazoa; Arthropoda; Insecta; Lepidoptera; Tortricidae
Product: RNA helicase Mov10l1-like
Exons: 20
Coding region: 2-2704 (900 amino acids)
Biological process (GO): regulatory ncRNA-mediated post-transcriptional gene silencing
Cellular component (GO): P granule; cytosol
Molecular function (GO): 5'-3' RNA helicase activity; RNA binding
Source: RefSeq, a predicted model, not a curated record
CAUGCAGGACUCCCAGUACUGCGACUUCUGCGGAGUCGUGGACGAGGUGUACGAGGAGCACUCCGAGCUCGACCACGAGGACACGCCCAAGCACAUCUGCAACCGGAUACUGCACCAGUACAAACACAAGAAGAAGGAGUUCAGCAGGAACAGGGAUGGUGUGAUCAUCCUCGGGGCGGCGAGCAGCCUCCCGCUGGCUGGCUCCGACGCCAGGGUCAUCAAGGAACCGCCCACUGAUCACCACAAAGUCCGGAUAUUCGCGAAACCCAACCAAGAGGUGGAGUUCUACUUUACCAUCACCAACGACAUGAAGAGCGAAGAUCUUCUGGUGGUUGGGAUUCAGCUGGCGCACCCACAACCGCAUUUUGUCAUGUGCGACCAUGACUUUAUAUUCGGACAGGAUCCGCAUGUUUUGGAACCUAAAUCCACAAUCGAUACUAUAUCGAUUACGUUCGUUGGCGCGGACGUGGGGCAGUACGAGAUGCCCAUCAUGUUUACCUUCGUCAGAAACAGUGAUGGCAAGAGCCUCGUCCUCAUCAGGGAAAUGGUGGUUCUGGUGGCAACUGAGAGGCCGCAGAAGUUUAACGCCAAGAGUCCUUACUCCAACCUGGACUGGGCUCACGCCGAGCGCUUCGUCGUGUCCACAGAUCACGUGCCGUAUAACAACUUGUACAAGAUCCCUAAGCUGCUGAAAAUCUUGCUACCCGCUGGUUUGGACGAAGACGCCCUUGAGAAAAUUGAGGGUCCUCUGGAGUUCAAACUGCAACUGAGGAACGUGUUGAUAACCACUAGGGCCAUUUUUGAUGAAGGAAUAAGCAAAUCCAACUAUAUGCUGUACUUCCACCAUCUGCUCUGGUGGGAGGAGAUCAUUGCUAGGAUCAAUUUAAGGAAAUACAAUAUGACAGCUGUCACUCUAGAGAAAAAGGCUGAAGUUUACCUGCUCGAAGUGCCCGGUCUGGCCGAGAACCGACCUUCCCUGUUACGUGGUGAUAAAGUAUACAUAAAACUACAUAAUAGCAACGAUAUUUUGUUCGAGAGCGUUAUAAAAGAUAUGGAGGAAAGUACUAUUCACAUCGGGAAUAUUGAUGAAAGCUUCAACGCGUACUACACCCCAGAAACUCUGUUCGACAUACGUUUCAUGAUGUCUCGAGUUCCGCACGAACGAGCGCACGUCGCUGUGGCCAACGUUUUUGAGAGGAAGCAGGACAGCAGAUUGUUUCCUGAGCCGAGGAAAAAGGACGUCAAGCUUAAACCGAUCUAUAAAUGGUACAACCCGCUGAUCAAGCAGAACGAGGAGCAACGGCUGGCCGUCCAGCACAUACUGUCGGGGACGUCCCGCCGCGCGCCCUACAUGGUGUACGGGCCGCCCGGCACCGGCAAGACCAUGACGAUCGUCGAGGCCAUCAUACAGAUAGUCCUAUACAGCUCGAAGAACCGCGUGAUGGUGUGCACGGACUCCAACAUGGCGGCCGACCACAUUGCGCUCAUGCUGCUCAAAUAUAACAAGGAGCUUAACAUUAACAACUUCAUCCUGCGCGCUAACUCACAGUCUAGGGUUUGGAGCGUGAUGCCAUCCGAACUAGCGCCUGUCUCAAACGGCACUAAAUACGAGAACUCGUACUCGGUCAGCAACUACGCUUUGUCGUCCUAUCGCGUCGUAGUCACCACUCUGCUGCACGCUGCUAAAUAUGGCACCCCCCGCGCACAGGCCCAGCACAAGCUGCAGAUGUCGCACCUGUUCAUCGACGAGGCGGCGCAGGCCUCCGAGCCGGCCACGCUGGUGCCCGUGACGGGGCUGCUGGCGCCCGCCGGGCUGCUCGUGCUGGCCGGGGACCCCAUGCAGCUGGGGCCCGUCUGCAUCAGCCGCGACGCCAAGGACCGCGGGCUAGGUAAAUCGCUGAUGGAACGUCUGAAGACCGACUACGCGAACCUGUACGAGUCCGACCCCAACUACAUCACCAUGCUGGUGAAGAACUUCCGGAACGACCAAGACAUCCUGUCCCUGCCCAACAACAUGUUCUACGAUGACAACCUGGUGCCCCUGGCUCCAGAGGACCCGCUGAGCCGGCGCAGCAUCCUCGGGCUGCCGGGCGGCGAGCGGGCCGUGGUGUUCCACGCCGUCAACUCCCGCGAGCAGAGGAUGGGCAAGGCCCCCAGCUUCUUUAACGAGAAGGAGUUGGACAUGCUGAAGAGAUACACCAAAGCUCUGAUAGACCAGCACAACGUGAAGCCGGUGGACAUCGGCGUCAUCGCUCCAUACAUCAGACAGGUGUACAAGAUGAAAACGUGGCUCAUGAGCUCUGGCUACGAUGAGAUCGACGUGGGCACCGUCGAAGCGUUCCAAGGGAAGGAGAAACGAGUCAUACUCGUGUCCACCGUGCGCGCCAACUGCAGGCUCCUCGACUACGACGCGAAAUACGGCCUCGGCUUUCUAGUGGACGAUAAGAGAUUCAACGUGACUCUAACCCGAGCCAAAUCCAAGCUGGUGAUCAUCGGCAACCCUACCUGCCUGACCCGAGACAAGAAAUGGCGCCGCUACAUGACCCACUGCAAGGACCUCAAAUGCUACUUCGGCCACGAGUGCGAGCAAAUAGAGAGGACCUCUAAGAUCCUCAACGAGGUCGCGAUCACCAGGUUCAACAGGUGUCGCAUAUCAGAGCAGCUGAAACCGAAGCCUAAAGAUGAGAAGGAAAAGAAAAAGUAAAGAUUAAGGUUAAGUUAGGCUCCGGGAUAGUUAAGUGAGGGGGGACGAUACACAGGUGGAAAAG